This is a messenger RNA of Alosa alosa (allis shad), 1656 nucleotides long. It is a transcript of the gene dusp22a, whose product is annotated as dual specificity phosphatase 22a. Lineage: Eukaryota; Metazoa; Chordata; Actinopteri; Clupeiformes; Clupeidae. Gene Ontology annotation, cellular component: cytosol. The record is from RefSeq and is a predicted model, not a curated record. Gene Ontology annotation, molecular function: protein tyrosine/serine/threonine phosphatase activity. The coding region runs from base 405 to 995 and encodes 196 amino acids. The transcript is spliced from 8 exons. Gene Ontology annotation, biological process: protein dephosphorylation; positive regulation of JNK cascade; transforming growth factor beta receptor signaling pathway.
CAGUGAUCCGGAAGAAGCUUAUAUAGUAGCCUAGUGAGGCAGCAUUAUAACGCUAGUCUUUCGGACUUUCUUUUGAGGGUCACCCUUGUGACUGAACACACAGCCUUCCAGUCGAUCCACAUUUAUCGGCGGUGUCCCGUUAAGACAUGCGGUGCAUAGGCUACCUACUUACGUCGAAACGAAAGUCCAUGUUUUCGUAGGACGUUCUUUUCAUUCUGUGUGAAGCUGCAUGUAUAAGUGAAACAGCUGUUGACGCACAUCAAAAAUAAACAGAGGUUAACGUUAUUAACUCUUAAGAAGCCAUGGGGAACGGAAUGAAUAAGGUUAUCGAUGGCCUUUAUCUUGGAAAUAUUAGGGAUGAUCUUCUGGCAGUUUGUCAACUCUAAAUAGAUGAGAGAGGCCUUAUGACUUUUACAUCAGAUUCAGAGAAUGUAGACAGCCUUUCCAAGAACGGGAUUACACACAUUCUCUCAGUGUACAACAAUGCCAAGCCAGUCCUAAAGGAUAUGACAUACCUUUGUAUUCAUGCAGCUGAUGCCUCAAGUCAGAACCUGUCACAGCACUUCAAAGAGUGUAUCAGUUUCAUCCAUGAGUGUCGACUUAACGGAGGGGCUUGCCUUGUGCAUUGUCUGGCGGGGGUGUCCCGUAGUACCACCAUGGUUGUGGCCUAUCUGAUGACCGUCACCAACUACGGCUGGGAAGACUGCCUGUCAUCGGUCAAGGCUGUGCGUUCCUUCGUGGGCCCAAACUAUGGAUUCCAGCAGCAGCUUCAGGAGUUCCAGAUGAAACAAGUCUCAGAGUACCGCUCCUGGUUGCAGGCGAGUCACCAGCCCAGUCCCUUCAAGGAGCAGGAGCAGGUGGAGGCCCUGCUCACUCUGUAUGCCGAGCAGCAGCAGAAGGAACAAGCGCACAGGGGAGACCCGGCGUGGAUGAACCAGGCCUCCGGUGUCUACCCACUGCCCUACAACGCCUAUGGCUCAGACAGCAAGAGCUGAGGGGGUGGAGAUGGGGGCCCUCCGUUAGAUCAGGGUUGAGCCGCCCCCCCCCACACACACACACACACCACCCCAAUCCAACUAUUGAACAGAGCAACUGUGCAUCUGAUGAUAGUCACGCAGAGAUCAUUAGCCCCUCCCACAGAAGACCCACACACCACUACCAGAAUGUAACAUUAAUAUUUCCUAUAUAUGCUCCUCACUAAGUAAUGUGUGUUGUGUUUUGAGGCAAGAAUCACACCAAAUACCUCCUUAUGUCAGGAUGGGCAAAUUAGUUUGAUUAGUGUUUGGCUGCUAAAAUCAGGACUUAAAGAGUAAAUAACACUGACUGGAAAGUAAAGAAUUUGAUCACCGCUACACAACAGGGUUUUGCCUAAGUGCCAGAGAACAGAUAGAUGGUGUACAACUGAAGAGAGGAUCUUUAAAAGCCAUUUCUGGGGUUUACAUAUAGACUCCCACACUCUACUCAGCUGCCACACUACUUUUUAUCAGCAUCCAGUUCUUUUUUAUAAGAUAUCUUUUCAGAAAAAGUAAAAUUGUAUGGUACUUAUUCAGCUGUAUGAGAUACAUGUAUUUGUUUUGUUUUUCCAAUAAUGAUUUAUACAAUUUAAUUGAAUAUAUAUAUAUAUACUGUUAAAUUAAAUAAAACUAUUUAUACUCA